UGGGAUGUAAAACCCACUGACGUUCCCGCCUUCUUGUCCAGUUUGAUUGACGAUCUGCGAGUUCUUCUGUGUGAUGGCCUUUUCAAUGGGGAGACAGAGCACACUCAACGCGUUGAGUUACAUAGUGUUAUUGCUGACGCUCCUACCAAAGCCCUACUGAAGCAAAUAAAGCAGCACAGUGGGUACUAUUGCUGUCCCAAUUGCAUUCAGAAAGCUGUCUAUAUCAAGGGACGCUUGGCCUUCCGAACGGGCGAUGCUAAGGCACGCACAGACUGGGAUUAUUGUGCCCGUGUUCACGAUGAUCAUCAUACCGGAAUAUCUCCCUUCGAGAGACUUCUAGUAGAUAUGAUUAGUGUGUUCCCGACAGACUACAUGCGUGCAGUCUGCCUGGGAUUGAUGAAACGGUUAAUUUUUGUGUGGCAAGAAACCGGUAACAACCGUCGACCACCUAUUGGCACAUCCAUGUGGCAGGUGGCACAGUAUCGGCUGAUGUUAGCCAUUAAAUCUGUGACCUGCGAGUUUUCCAGACGUUGUCGCAGUCUGAAUAAUGGAGAAUUUUGGAAGGCAACGGAGUAUCGGCAAUUUAUGCUGUACCUUGGACCGGUAAUCCUACAUCACAUCUUACCGUCAGAGGUGUAG
Messenger RNA from Echinostoma caproni, 639 nucleotides. The record is from the annotation of a GenBank genome assembly. Lineage: Eukaryota; Metazoa; Platyhelminthes; Trematoda; Plagiorchiida; Echinostomatidae.